This is a messenger RNA of Homo sapiens (human), 3587 nucleotides long. Its product is annotated as TP53-target gene 3 protein. Gene Ontology annotation, cellular component: cytoplasm; nucleus. Bases 1735 to 2133 code for a protein of 132 amino acids. The record is from RefSeq and is a predicted model, not a curated record. The transcript has 4 exons. NCBI's taxonomy places the organism in Eukaryota, Metazoa, Chordata, Mammalia, Primates, Hominidae.
AAAAACCAGAGAUGGACAUUACAAGAAAAACAAUUACAGGCCAAUAUCCCUGAUGAACAUAGAUGAAAAAUCAUCCACAACGUAGUUGCAAAUGAAAUUCAAAAGCACUUUAAAAGGAUCAUUUAUUAUGAUCAAGUUGGAUUUAUUCCUGGGAUGCAAUAAUAUUUUAAUAUGUGGAAAUCAAUAAAUGCCAUACUCCUUAUUUACACAACAAAAAGAUUAAAAAUCAUGACUUUUUUAUGCAUGCCUAAAAUUAUUUUGACAAAAUUUAAAAUCCAUUCCAAAUAAAAUCUAUAACAAAUUAGGUAUAGAAAGAAUAUACCUCAAAAUAAAGAGAUAUGUUCUUUAUAAGCUAUAGGACAAUCCCAUGGUUAACAUUAUUGUCAAUGGUGAAAUUUUGGAAUUAUUUUUAAGAUUUAUUAUAAGAAAAAGAUGCCCACUCUCACUACUUCUUUCAACACCGUAUUGGAAAUCCUGCUCAGAAUCUAAGACAAGAGAAAAAAGAGCAUUUAAAUAAGAAACAACAAGUUCUUCUAUUCAUGGAGAUUAACGCUCAGGUUUUUGCAGAUUAGAUUUAACAGCAUGAAAUCUGGUACCAUCCAGGAAUCAAAGGAUAUAGGACUUUAGGGCAUCAAUUAUUAAGAGGCUAUAGGAAAGCAGAAAUGCUCCUGGAUGUUUCCAUUGUCCACACACAAAAUUUCAACAGACCAGCCCCAGGAAGUAAAGGCACAUUCCUGACUACUGUUAGUUGAUGAGCUUUUCACCAAAAGCAGAGAUGUGAGACCUGGCAGGUUUCAAAGACCCCUCAAGUGCUCCAUACCUUGAAAUUCACUUCCACAAAGCUAGAACACCAUCUGUUCCUGAGGGAUCAGGUUAUCGUCUGUUUCUUUUAGGCACUGGCCAGUCAGGCUUUAGUGGACACGAAGCCACAGAUUUUUAGUGUAAAAUGCCUAAUCUAUCAUAAUCUUUAGGUAGAUAUUUGGAGGCCUGCACACUUAAAUGGGUUGGUGAAAUGUCAUACCAGACACAUGGCUGGGAAUUGGGUUUUUCUCCUCCGCUCUUAGCAGCACCUUUGUAACCCAGUGAUUACCCCCCUCAUGGCUCCACGGCCACAUCCGCAAAAAGGGUACUGGUGAACGUGACAUUUUCACGAAGCCACAGCCCAUGGUCACUCCCUGCAAAGCUCUGAACUUGCGCAUUCCCAGGCCAGGCCGUGGUUGUCUUUCCAAGGCGGCUCAGCUUGUGCUUUGCUUGGAGAGAGCGGAGGGCAGCAGCACAGUGACAGCGUCUGGGACCUCAGACCAGUUUCCACAGCCACUUAUGAAAGCAGACGGCUCCAUGGGCUGGAGGAGGUGGGACGCUCUGGAAAGAACUCGGGUGCAAGUGGGAAAGAAAAUCGAGCUGAGCAGCGGGAAGUCGAAGUCGCGUGAGUGAGGACCAGACACUCUCGAUUUAGGCAAAGGCGGGGUGCACUUCCCAACAACACAUCCUCCUCACUGGCGAGACCAGGCCUGCCCUUCAAGUUCCUCUCCUGAUUUAAUCCCCUUGGCGAGGGUUUGGCAUGAAAUCAAUGGCCAGCAAGCUUGGUAAACGAAGCCGCCUACACCGCCCUCCCCCUCCCUGCACGGCCGCGCCCCGCCUCCGCUCCUGUCUCAAUCUGGGAUUGUCCUCCUGUAGCCCCACCAUCCACCGUGGGGAACGGUGGAGAGACUACAACUCCCAGUAUGCACCGCGAUGCGCGCCUCACCCUGCAUCUCCCAGCCCGCAGCCAGCUGGCAUCCUAGACCCUCUGCCCUGCGACCAACAGCCGGGAGCGGACCAGACACCAGAACUCCCGGAACGGUUGAAGACGGUUCCGCUCCCUGUCCCGCCUUUCGCAGCCCAGCAGUUUCGCCCUGCGGAGAGGAGCCUUGCUGUUUCCAAAUCUCUCCUGCUGAAGAGACAUUGGAGCUAGGGCGGCUAGUUUCACCUGGUAAUUGUGACACCCUGUCUCCUCGAGCUGCAGGCUUUUAUGCUUGUCAUGUUCGAAGUUUGAUACCUUGCAGAUCAACAAAGGGUCGGUGGCCUCUCACUGCCUCCGCCGCAGGGUUGUCAAGACAUGCGCAGUGCGGCCCGUCCCUAGGGCUGGGUUAAGGGCCGCGGAUGUGGCAGUUCUCAGGCCUCUUGGGAUCGCCUCAAGAAGCCCCCUCACGAGUGUCUCGAUUUCCUGUCAGCCAACAAAGGGCCGUUCGCCUUUCAUGGCCUCCACAGCAGCGUUGCCGUGGCUGUCACAAAUCCUCUGCACCCCAGGAGUGCCGCUUGGACCCCCGGGCUCGCUGCGUGGUCCAUAUCUAGGUCGGGCCUCUCACGGAGACUUUCCCACCAGUGUAAUAAAGAGGAGAAAACGUCACAGCGGAAGGGCCUGACCCUGCUGCAUCCACUAAGGAAACAGCUACGGGGAUGGGACCCUGGAAGCUGCUGUGGGAGCCUCAUCCACCGCUUCUCUGACCCCACCCAGGCUGCUUCCCAGGCCUCAGGGUCUUAGUGUGGACCUCCGGGCCGUGAUUAAUGCAGUUUUUCAGGUUAAGUACUGCACGACUACUCGCUUCUGAAACUGAUAGACACUGCCUCAGCUCCGUGCAGGGCAGACGCACAAGAGCAGAAUCUCCGUGGGACAUCUCUCUGGAGCAUCAAUAUUACUGCAGUAUUUGGAAGAAACAAAUUUAAAUAAGUUCUAAGGUGAAGAAUGGAACAUUUAAGACAAGUCUGGAAAGUCAUCUGCCUUUAAUAACUGUCGUUUGUCCUUAACGUCAGACUUUCUCCAAGACCAAAACUCUAAGAACUUAUUUCCAUUCUUACAAAUAGUAAAAAUGAUAAAUCAUAUCAAGUCAAUUGAAAGUCCUGCCUGCUGCUUUCCUAAAUCACAAUAUGGCCUUGGUAUGGUUUUAUUUGUACUUUUGUGGGGGAUUCGUGGAUCUUUAGAUUAAAAAAAAAAAAUAGGUUUUUGAACAAUUUUUGCAAGUUUGCAGCUGUUAGUUAUUGAUUUAUUUUUGCAACCCAUCUAAUUCUUCUGUCUCUCUCCUCUCCUCAGGCUCAAUAAUUCCAUGGGUCUCUAAGGCUGUGUUUAUUUUCUUUAAAUUUUGUUGAUUUACUUUUAUACUCCAUUUGAUUUUUUCUAUCUCUCACCUUUUCUCAGACUCAGUCAUCCCACAGGUCUGUAAGGCUCUGUUCAUUUUCUUUAAACUUUUUUUUUUCCUCUCCUCAGAUUGGAUAAAUUAUAUUGCUAUGUCUCUGUUUCUGAACUAUAGAAAAGCUCAAAAUUACUAUUUUUAUUUCUCAUUUUUUAUAUGGCUAUUUUUUCUCUGCUGAUGUUUCACAUCUAUUCAUUUAUGAGAAUAUUUUCCUUUGCCCUCAUGAGCGUGUUUAUAAUAGCUGCCUUCAAAUUCUUGUCUGCCGUUUACAUCUUGGACAUCUUGGAGAUGGCUACUGCCUGCUUUUUAUCUUGUGUAUUUAUUACAUUUUCACGUGUCUUCACGCAUCUCUUGAAUUGGAAAUUGUGCCCUGGAGACUGUAUACAAGACUGGAUUAAAAAGACUGGAUUCUGUUUU